Messenger RNA from Maylandia zebra (zebra mbuna), 2333 nucleotides. It is a transcript of the gene snx11, whose product is annotated as sorting nexin 11. The record is from RefSeq and is a predicted model, not a curated record. Gene Ontology annotation, cellular component: endosome. Gene Ontology annotation, molecular function: phosphatidylinositol phosphate binding. Gene Ontology annotation, biological process: vesicle organization; intracellular protein transport. NCBI's taxonomy places the organism in Eukaryota, Metazoa, Chordata, Actinopteri, Cichliformes, Cichlidae.
UGCGAAAUGGAGAUAGGAGCUACCGGUGAACACAGUCCUCUGUGUUUGAAGAAUUUGUUGCCAAAUCGAGCAGAAAUAUCGACAAACGAAACCAGCAACGUCGAUCACAGCCGACCGGGCGAGACCACAGCAGCCAACGUAUGAAAUGCAGCACUCGGUAGGAUGAUCAGUAAUCACGAAGAAGAUGAGUUUGUGGCAGUGCGGGUUCAAGAUCCCCGCAUUCAGAACGAAGGCUCCUGGAACUCCUAUGUGGAUUAUAAAAUAUUCCUGCAUACCAACAGUAAAGCCUUCACAGCCAAGACAUCCUGUGUGCGGCGGCGGUACAGUGAGUUUGUGUGGCUCAAGAAGAAGCUGCAGAAGAACGCCGGUUUGGUACCAGUCCCAGAUCUUCCAGGGAAAUCCUUCUUCUCCUUCAACAAUGAGGACUUUUUGGAGAAGAGAAGAAAGGGACUUCAGAUUUUCUUGGACAAAGUGGUGCACAUGACCGUCUGUCUGUCAGACAGCCAGCUCCACCUCUUUCUACAGACCCAGCUGCCAGUCGGUCACAUCCAGGACUGUGUCCAAGGCCACACCCCUUACUCCGUGACAGAUGCCAUCCUCACGUAUGCCUCGUCCAAUCAGGGACUAGCUCAGGCACAGGAGGACGAUUUGAUCAAGGAGCCAUGUUUGACCAUUUCUUACGAAUCAAUGGAAAGCCCGGCUCCUCAUCAACCUUGCCAACAACCUAAUGAGACCAUCAGCCCGGAGCUCGUCUCAUGUGGUGACGCUGACCCUCUAGAAGGUUUACUGGAGGUCCAUGAUCAGGACCAUAGGAAGAAAUGCUCAGUAAGGAUUUCCCAGAAGAGCAACCAUCUUGAGGCCGUUCUUGAAACGGUUCUUGAGGACAGCGGCCCAUCAGAGGCAACCUUUUAUCUGGGGGACAGUCCAGAGAGUCUUAGCUCUGCUGAGCAGAUCCAGCAGAGGUUACAGACUCCGGUGGAGGUGCACACGUUCACGGGGAUCGGCUUUGAGGACAGUGUGAUCGAUGGGAAGAUUGUUUUACCUCCAGGUGAAGAAGAAAAGGUGGAGCUGCAGGAGAGUAAUGAGGAUGCUCAUGAAGGAAAAGUCAACUGUGAGCCUGAAAAAUGUGAUGAUUCUGAGAAGAUUUUAGAUUUUAAGGAAAAUAACUGUGAUGAACACAUUUUAGGAAGUGAUGCCAGAUCUCAGGAAGCUAUGGAAAACAUCUGUACCGAGAAUCCCGUCAUCUCUGAGGUUAAUGAGGUUCAUGUUCUAGAAGUCAACGCAGACGACCAAAAAGGCAACAAAGCAGGAGGUAACGAGGAAACACUGCUCGAAUCAGAAAUCAGUGACGAGGCCCACAUGUUGAACGGUGUAUCUGCGGUGGUACAGGAUGGUGAUGACACACAGGAAGUGGAUUUUGCUGGCAACAAAGAUGAAAGCGACGAGUGCGACACGGUCAGCUCCUCUCUGCCAUCUUCCAACGACAGCAUCGUGAAGGUCAGUGAUGAGGAAAGCGUUUGUGAGGAGGCAGACGACUCGAUCCAGGUUGCAAACGACUUUGUGAAGACUCCUCCUGAAGACGCCACUCGCUGGUCAGAUGUGGAGGCAUCCAGCAGGAACAUCAUGGACCUGCAGGUGAACGGAUAUCCUGAUGAAAAACUGCACCUUUCUGCCCAGGAGGAUGAGGACCUGCAAUACACCCUCAGUGACCUGAGUAAAUCUGCAGACCUUAACUCUGCUGUAACUGCAGGAUAUCUGACUGAAAAUGGAGACUUUAGUAUCUUAGCAACCAGCCACGCUCGUGGAUUGGGUGACGGUAGAUGUACCGAGGAGGAAGCCACGCUCUCACCUUCAGAGGAGACUCAGGAGGUGGAGGUGCAUUAGUUAAGUCUUCCUCUAAUAUAGAUCCACUGAAUCAAACGCUCGGUUCCAAACUCUGCCCAUCGUACACAGCGUCUUCAUAUCGUCAGGGUUACGAGACACACCUCACACUCUCAGUCAUGUAGGUAUAACACUUCCAAAACAGCAUGAAUCUAACAUUAGAAUUUCUCUGUUAUGUACCAGAUCUGAUUUCCCUCCUGACUGCUUCACUUCUCCAUUUGGCUUCAGUGAACAGCAGAAGGUGCUCGAGUUAAGUUUAGGUUCAUACUCUGAGGCCUUUCAGUAAGGAAACAGCUGGGGCUGAAUUUAGGCAAAAAUAUCCACCUAAAUUAAAGGAUAAGUUCACAUUCCUUUGUGUUUGUAUUGAAACUUAGUGAAAUUUGUGGUUCCUGUUCAUACUGACCAUCAAGAGACGUUUUCCUGAUUUAAUUAAAGAAAAAAACAACCAAAAA